UAAAAAAAAAAUAAAAAAAAAUGGCAAGUUCUUCAGAAUUUGAAACAGAUUGUUCCCAGCAAACAGAAUGUCCUCUGACAUUAGAUACUUAUAAUCAAUUAAAGGAGCAGUUCCAGCUUGAUAGUCAAGAGCUUUUCGAUCUGUGUGGAUCUUCUGGUGAAAUUAAAACCAGUGAAUCAUUUGGUGCAGUUGAAAUAAGUGAAUCAUCUGGUGCAAUUGAGACAAGUGAAUCAUCUGGUGAAUUUAAACCGAAAUGCCUAAAAUCUGUAAAAAAUAAAACACUAUCAAGCUCGAGUUCAAACACACAGGUUAACAACUCUUAUAAAGGCAGGUACAAUUUUAAUUUCAAUUUUGUUGUCGAAGAAGAACCACCUACUAAAUGUUGUACACUCACAUAUUCAAAAUUACUCAACAAAUUAUUUGUAAGAACAGAUCAGUUUGUAAUUCUUCCCUUCAGUGUGAUCUCACUUCCUAAAAAGAUCAAGCUGCAAAGUUUUCUUAUGUAUAAAGGAAAGAAUAAUAUAGUAGAGAGAUGUCCAAAUCAUUUGCAGAAAGAAGAAAAUCUAGCCAAUCGCCAUCAUGUAUUGCAAGUCAACAGUUUAACAGAUGCUGUGUAUUUAAAAGAUGAGAUGGGAUAUAAAGUUGUCUCAGUUCCGCGCAUUUAUGAUUCUACGUCAUUUUCAGAAACAUAUAAAUUUGGGUGUUCAUCCCAAUGUAGAUGGGGCAUUGAUAGAUCUCCAAUUAUUAUUGUGUGCCAGCUUGUUUUCAAAGAUACUAUAGUUGGAUCUGAGAUCAUAGAAGUAAAUGUAAGCCAGUGUCCUGGGAGAGACAGAAUGAAUGCAGAAAAAAAAUAUAAAAAAUCAUUGACAGCCAUAACACUCCCAGUUGAUUCGGUCAAACAAUCAAUGACAUAUGAAAGUUCAACAACUGUUUUCAAGGAAACAGAAUUUGAAUUCAAAAAUAAAACAGUUCAAUCUGUUCAACCUGUAAAUGCAACAGAAAGACAAAAAAAUCAAUAUAAAUUGACUGUGAGAGGGAGACUCAAAGCUGCCAAGUUAGCAGCGAUAUCAGCAAUACUAACAGAACAUCCUGAAUUAUUUUGAUCGUGUUGUGAAAAUUACAAAAAAACGUAAUUCUUGGCAAGUUUUACCUCCAGUUUAGUCUGUUAGCGAAAACAAAUCAAGACAAGACCUAUUAUGCGUAAUUAGUUUAGAGAAUGCAUUAAAAAAGAUUGUAAAAUUACCUUAUUCUUAGAAUGGUUACUAAAUAUUUUGUCAAAUUAUUUAAAACAUAAUUGACGUAAAAUUAUAAAAUUUUAUUUCUGUUAAAAACUAAACUAUUUUUAAUUCAAGAUUAUUUAUUUGUUGUCAUAAAUAUUACUGUAACUCGAUUUGUUAUUUUAAUAAUUAGAAAAUGGAAAA
Hydra vulgaris (swiftwater hydra) is the source of this 1421-nucleotide messenger RNA. RefSeq names its product cellular tumor antigen p53. Gene Ontology annotation, molecular function: DNA-binding transcription factor activity, RNA polymerase II-specific; RNA polymerase II cis-regulatory region sequence-specific DNA binding. Gene Ontology annotation, cellular component: nucleus. NCBI's taxonomy places the organism in Eukaryota, Metazoa, Cnidaria, Hydrozoa, Anthoathecata, Hydridae. The record is from RefSeq and is a predicted model, not a curated record. Gene Ontology annotation, biological process: regulation of transcription by RNA polymerase II; apoptotic process.